Molecule: messenger RNA, 2343 nt
Organism: Amaranthus tricolor (Joseph's coat)
Lineage: Eukaryota; Viridiplantae; Streptophyta; Magnoliopsida; Caryophyllales; Amaranthaceae
Product: phytoene synthase 2, chloroplastic
Exons: 7
Coding region: 544-1794 (416 amino acids)
Biological process (GO): carotenoid biosynthetic process
Molecular function (GO): geranylgeranyl diphosphate synthase activity
Source: RefSeq, a predicted model, not a curated record
ACAAUGCAUCUUCAACAAAAAAACAAAUGUGAAGUUGUGAACCCACAAAAAUGGGUAACUGAUAACCAUACAAUUAAAGUCCCAAAAACAAAAACAAAUACAAAAUCAAAUAUACAAACAAAUUUAAAGAUCCUUCAGUGCCCUGCUUGUAUUUACAAGCAGGUUGUGGCAGAGACUAGAGACUACUACUCUCUUCACACACUCUCCAGAGCUUUUCUGUACCAUCAAAAAUUCCCUAUCUAUACUAUAAAGUGGGAACAACAAAAUAAAAAAAAAAAUUAAACAAGUUUAAUUCUUUUGGGUGACCCAAAUCAAGAAGAUUAGUGGGAAAGUUUGGAAUUUGUGAAAAGGAGAUUCUAUGUUAUGUGGGUAUUUUUUCAAAAGUUUCCUGUAUUUGUUUAAUCCCCAUUAGAGAUUGAAAGGAGGAAAUUAUAUAUUAAGUUGCUUUUUGGGGAUUGAUAAAUCCAUUUCAAAAGUUUGUGCAUACUUGAUCUGAAAAGGGGGAGAAUAUACUAGUAUUUUGAUUACAAGAAGAAAAGCAGGAUGCCUAUUUCUUUAGUAUAUGUGUCCCCAACUACAAAGGUCUACCAUGGGUUUGUUGUCUCUGAAUCAUUGGUUGGUUUUUCGAUUUACAAUAAGCGGUCGAAAAGAAUUUCUAAGAAACAAGAAAAUUGGAGUUUGAAUGUUGGAAAACAGCAAAAAAUAGGUGGGUUUUCUGUGCUUUCAAGCAUGGUAGCGAAUCCAACAGGAGACCUUGCUGUUAUGUCAUCCGAACAAAGGGUGUAUGAUGUUGUUUUGAAGCAGGCGGCUUUGGUUAAUCGAAAGUUGAGAUCACGAGAAGGGCUUGAUCUUGAUGUUGAUGUGCAGCCCGAUAUUGCUGUUCCAGGGACAUUAAGCUUGCUUGGUGAAGCUUAUGAUCGGUGUGGUGAAGUUUGCGCGGAGUAUGCAAAGACAUUUUACUUAGGAACUCAGCUUAUGACCCCUGCAAGGCGAAAGGCUAUCUGGGCGAUAUAUGUCUGGUGUAGGAGGACCGAUGAGCUUGUUGAUGGACCUAAUGCUUCACAUAUUACUCCGUCUGCUUUAGAUAGGUGGGAGGCGAGGCUAGAAGACCUUUUCAGAGGCCGUCCCUUUGAUAUGCUCGAUGCUGCGUUAUCUGACACUGUCGCUAAGUUUCCUAUUGAUAUCCAGCCAUUCAAAGACAUGAUUGAAGGCAUGAGGAUGGAUCUCAGGAAGUCCCGAUACAAGAAUUUCGACGAGUUAUACUUAUAUUGUUAUUAUGUUGCUGGAACAGUUGGAUUGAUGAGUGUUCCUGUCAUGGGUAUAGAUCCUGAAUCAAAGGCUACAACCGAGAGUGUCUACAAUGCUGCCUUAGCAUUAGGAAUCGCAAAUCAGCUGACUAACAUACUUAGAGAUGUUGGAGAAGAUGCAAGGAGAGGCCGAGUAUAUUUGCCACAAGACGAAUUGGCACAAGCAGGGCUUUCGGAUGAAGAUAUAUUCGCGGGAAAAGUUACCGAUAAAUGGAGGAACUUCAUGAAAAAACAGAUCAAACGAGCCAGGAUGUUCUUCAAUGAAGCAGAGAAAGGAGUCUCGGAACUUAGUGGAGCUAGCAGAUGGCCGGUGUGGGCGUCAUUGCUUUUGUAUCGACAGAUACUGGACGAGAUAGAAGCAAACGAUUACAAUAACUUCACAAAACGAGCUUACGUUAGCAAAGGCAAGAAACUGCUAGCGUUACCGAUAGCGUACGCAAGAUCCGUGGUUCCACCUCGAUCAACUUCAAGCCUUGCAAAGGCGUAGACGGAUCAAACGAGCUAGUAGUGGAUUACAUUGUAAAGUAUGAGAUGUGUAUAUACACUGAAAAUACAUAAUAUUCAUAUUGUUACCAAAAUGGAAAAUUCUUUAGAAGUGGUGUCAGGAAAUUUUGACAUAUUUUUGUGAACAACCAACCAAUAUCAAGCUUGUAGGAGUUCAUGUCAAAGGAUAGAAAGGGCUUCAACAACAUUUUUGGAAGGUGGGCAUACGAAGAAUGUUACUUAAUAGUAGUAUUUGUAAAGGAAAAGAUGGAAACCUUAAUUUUUUUGAUACCCUAAUUCAACAAUAUGCUCUAAAUUAAAACAAAGAACGACUUGCUCGUUCUGGGUCCGGAUUUAUAAGCAUCAAUGUCAUCGGAAUUAUGAUUUAAUUUCAUACUUUAUGUUAUUGAAAUCAGUUCUAUACAUCUUAUUUUUACGAUAUUUAAGGGAUUAGUUUGAUUUUAAAUAGCUUUAGUUGUGUAGAUUGAAAAAUUAUAAAAAGUAUUGUUAUGAAAAUAUGUAUUGAGACGAAUUAAAUAAAAUCUUAUUUGAA